AGGAUAAAAAUAAACGAAAAUGAAUGCAAUUAUUUCACUGAACUACAGCGGUUUGGAAGAAAUGCCAGAAUAUUUGAUGAGCUCACAUUUUACGACGGAAAUUCAACAUUUGUACAUGAAAGGAAAUCGAUUGACCUCUGUGCCAGAAGCAAUCCACAGACUUGUCAACCUUACAGUGUUGUAUCUGCAAAGCAACAGAAUUGAAAUUCUCCCAAAUAGUAUUGGUGCCUUAAAGACUCUGGAACAAUUAGAUGUCAGCUUUAAUUAUCUGGAGAAACUGCCAGAAGAGAUUGGUUACUUACAGAAUUUGAAAAGAUUGUACGCUUUCAGCAACAGAUUAAAGCAACUUCCUAAAUCAAUUGGGGCUUUGAAAAAUCUUGAAGUUUUGGGAGUGAUGAAAAAUGAAAUAUCAGUCCUUCCGGGAGAACUUGGUCAUCUGAUGAAUCUGAAAGAACUAAAUGUGGACAGCAACAACCUAACAAAUCUUCCCAAGGAACUCUCUAACCUCAGCAAUUUACAGGAAUUGUCUGCAUCCAACAACAACUUGAUCACCCUCCCACAAGACCUAGGGCUGAUUCAAACACUAGUCAACAUUUUUGUGGAUAAUAAUCCUUUUUUGAACUGGCUUCCAAUGUCUCUAAAAUCAAGAAUUCGUAAAAUGAAGAUUGGACUAAAUAGGUGUGGCUUUGGAGAUCCACCAGAGCAUACUGUCAGGGCAUAUCACUGUGUAAAUAUAAGGUGGAAUAAAUAUGAAGCUUUUGUCAUUUUACCAAAAGAAAUAACCCAGACUAUGUCCCUGAUGAGCACCGAUACCCUCGCUUCACCUCUACAACUCUCUGUUUGGACGAGAGACCCUGUUGCAGAUUGUAGUGAAGUGACUGUGCAAUUGUGUCAUGAUGGAGAAUUUGCAUCUAGAGUGCCAAGUUUACUGGAACUGACCCUAAGGACAUAUUAUAGAUCUCUUUCAAUGUCUGAAAAAAAUAUUAAAGGUGACCCUGAAGUGACCUUGCCACAAACUAUAGAAGAACUGCUUCACUGCCCUACAGCACAUUGUAGUCUCUGCAAUGAAGUUCUAUUUGUAGCAGCUUUUCCAUUCAUUUACCAGGACAGCUUCUCUGCAGAAAAGCCAGAUGACAUGUUUCAUUUCCUUGGCCUCUGCUGCUCUGAGCAAUGUUUUCUUCAGCAACUUACAGAGCAGUUACGAUGAGGUAAUUAUUGAUAAUCUGACUUGGAUUCCAAAGAAUCUGAAAAUUCCUGACUCUAGGAUAUCUCAGCUUCAUGUUCAAAUACAUGGUAUCAACAAAUCUGCUCAGUUAACUCUUGGGUAAUUGAAGAGUCCUACACUCGAGAAGGUCCAACAUGCAUCCUCCUUACUAGAUUUGAACAAUCUGCUGUUGUCAUUUAAUACAUGUAUGCGCAAUGUUGAAAUGCAUAAAAAAAACUCAUCUUGCCAAUCCAAGAAAAUUGUAGAGAGUGUGGCUGAUUCAUAAUUAGUGCUGUUCUACAGGAAGUGCAAGACUGAUAUACAUGUACUUCAGUGUGGAUCUAAGGAUACCUAUAAGUGGAGAGUCAAAUUAUUCCAAUUUUCACAUGGCCUGAAAAAGCUCUCACUGAUUAUAUAUAAUCUUAUCAGCUUAUUUACCAAAGUCCAGAUUUAGCCAACACUGAAUUGGAUAUCUUCAUUUAUAGAGUAUAGAGCUGUGCUUGCCUUAGCCAAGACUUAUUAAUCACUGGCUUCCUUCUUCAAGUAUCAGUUACUAAACAUAAUGGAACUCUUUUGUUUAGAGAUUCAAAAAGAAAACUUUAAGGUUCAUUAUCUCCCUGUUCACUCACAUAAGAUUUUACUUUAAUGACAGUUAUGACACUGAUUUUCCAAAAGAAAACUUAAAGUUGAAAUAAAUGCAAUUUUAGCAUACUUUGGUGUGAAAACUUCGAAAGAAAUUGCCUUUUUAUUUAACAAUAGUUAAAGUAAUAAUAGUAAGAGUUAUCUCUCUUAUCUGAGUGUCAAUGAACCUUAAAAAAAAGGACAAGAAUACACACACACCUUCAUUUAUCAAAGAAUAAUGGAUUUAAUCCAUUGUUACAACUUGAGGAUAUCUUGUCAAAAUGUUUAGAUGUACAUUUUUUCAUCCAAUAAAUACAUGUACAUACAUAUAAUAGCUUCUCUAGUACAGUGGUACUUGCAUUUUUCUCAAGUUAUUGGCUGUACAACAGCCAUGUUUUAAAAAAAAUCAUAAUUUUGCAUGAUCCUUAAAGUUUCUAGAAAGAUACUUAUUUAAUUUUUUUUCCACAAAUGUAAGACAAAUAAAUUGAAAAGAAACAA
Molecule: messenger RNA, 2323 nt
Organism: Saccostrea echinata
Lineage: Eukaryota; Metazoa; Mollusca; Bivalvia; Ostreida; Ostreidae
Product: leucine-rich repeat-containing protein 28-like
Exons: 9
Coding region: 20-1207 (395 amino acids)
Molecular function (GO): protein binding
Source: RefSeq, a predicted model, not a curated record